UCUCGGGCUCCUAGAGGAGGAGCUUCGAGGGACUCGGUCUAUGCCAAGAAACCCUUUCCCUCCCCUCUCUUGAGCCAUUCUCCCGUUGAUCACCUCCUGUGCUCCCCCACGGCCAGGAAUUGCUUUCUUCCUGUCUGGAAGCCUUCUGAAUCAGAAAAAGAACAAACCAAUGCUCCCCACAUGACAGAACCAAAGAAUUCAAUGCAGAAAAUGCGUCACAUGGACAUGAGGAAGGUUUUCCCUUCAUAAAAGCUACUGCCCACAAAGCCCCAGCAUCGAAGGCCCGUUGAAACUGGGCGAUUUAUCCAGGGAAAUGGGAUUUCACGGGCUUUUGAUCAGUUUUCUGUUGGUUUCUGCUGCCGCUUUUGUGAAUUCACAGGACAUAGAUAUAGAAGCGCUAUCUCCAGCAGAGAGCAACUGCAAUGGCAUAUAUCUCUCGUAUGCUUUUGGGUAUAGACAGAAGGAGUUCCCCCAUGUGAAGAACGCCACGGCUCAGGCUUAUGCAUUUCAGGCCACGGCAACCAUACUUAAUGCGGGGACAGAGGAGCUCAAGUCAUGGAAGAUAUUCAUUGGCUUCCAACAUGAGGAGAUACUCGUGUCGACGGGACAGGCCGUCCUCGCAGAUGGGUCGGAACUUCCGGCUCAUGUCGGGAACGGAACGUAUUUGUCUGGUUUCCCACAGUCAGAUCUAAAGACAGCAAUUGAUACAGCCGGCGAUAUGACACAAAUUCAGGUGCAGAUCGACAUCAAAGGCACGCAAUUUGGUGUUCGUCCUCCUUCAACUCCAAUGCCGAGCACAAUUCGCCUGGCUAAUGAUGGUUACAAGUGCCCUGCUCCGACCCGUCACAAGACUGAGAUGCAUGUGUGUUGCAUUAGAGAUCCCAAGUUCAAGGUCAAGCGCACAACUACCAAGUUUUUACCUCGACAGGACGGUGACCUGACUAUAAAUUAUGAUGUCGUCCAGGCCUAUGGAGCAAACUAUCUAGCCCAAGUAUCAAUGUCGAACAAUCAUCCACUGGGUCGACUUGAUAAUUGGAAUCUGACAUGGGAAUGGAUGAGAGGUGAAUUCAUUUAUAGCAUGAAGGGAGCAUACACUUUCUCAAAGGACAUCUCAGAUUGCAUCUAUGGGUCUGCAGCAAACUAUUAUCAGGCCAUGGAUUUCACGCCUGUAAUGAAUUGUCAAAAGAAUCCCAUAAUAACAGAUCUUCCACUAGAGAGAUACAAUGACACGUCCAUAGGAAGGAUUCCUAACUGCUGCCGAAAUGGAGUCUUGCUUCCAUCCACCAUGGAUCCAAGCAAGUCACAAGCUGCAUUUCAGUUACAAGUUUACAAAAUCCCCCCCGAUUUGAAUCGAACAGCUUUGUAUCCUCCUCAAAACUGGAAGAUCAAUGGAGUCCUGAAUCCUGAUUAUCAAUGUGCACCACCAAUCAGGGUGAGCCCAACAGAGUUUCCUGAUCCAAGUGGGUUGUUGUCUACGACACCUGCAGUUGCAAGUUGGCAGAUCGUCUGCAAUAUUACAAGGCCCAAGGAGAAAAAUUCGAGAUGCUGUGUUUCUUUCUCCGCUUACUACAAUGACUCUGUGAUUCCAUGCAAUACAUGUGCCUGUGGUUGCCCCGCAGACCCCAAUCCUGUAUGCAAUCCAAAUGCUUCUCCAAUGCUUCUCCCAUAUGAAGCACUGCUUGUUCCAUUUGAUAACAGAACGGUGAAGGCAAAAGCAUGGGCUAAAAUAAAGCACUACCACAUACCAAACCCCAUUCCUUGUGGUGAUAACUGUGGUGUGAGCGUCAAUUGGCAUAUCUACUCGGACUACAGAAAUGGAUGGACAGCAAGAAUAACCUUAUUCAACUGGGAAACUAUUCACUUUGCAGAUUGGUUUAUUGCUGUUGAAAUGAAGAAAGCGUAUCCAGGCUUUGAAAAAGUGUAUUCCUUCAACGGGACAAGGAUGGAGGGGCGUAAUGACACCAUAUUUAUUCAAGGUUUGCCAGGACUUAACUAUCUGAUUGGAGAAACAAAUGGCACCAACCCUGCUACUGAUCCUCCUGUACCUGGUAAGCAGCAAUCUGUAAUUUCCUUCAACAAGAAACUAACACCAGGCAUUAAUGUUGUGGCUGGAGAUGGAUUCCCUUGGAAACUAUACUUCAAUGGAGAAGAGUGUUCACUUCCGACAGAAUUUCCAAUUGGAGCUGGAUAUCGGUCCCCUGUCAGCAUACUUCCAUUAAUGUUGCUCCCCAUCAUUAUAUUCGUGCUGUUAAUGGAUCAGCUCUGCUGAUGAUGUAUAGAAACACACUUUAUGUUGUAUCUUUGCACCUGGUUUAAUCACAGGAUUGUGGUGGGUGCAAAAAGGUGGUUACAAUAAGAUUAUUC
This is a messenger RNA of Nymphaea colorata (pocket water lily), 2364 nucleotides long. RefSeq names its product COBRA-like protein 10. The record is from RefSeq and is a predicted model, not a curated record. Gene Ontology annotation, cellular component: membrane. Lineage: Eukaryota; Viridiplantae; Streptophyta; Magnoliopsida; Nymphaeales; Nymphaeaceae. The transcript has 2 exons. The coding region runs from base 314 to 2269 and encodes 651 amino acids. Gene Ontology annotation, biological process: cellulose microfibril organization.